AUGCAAUAUAAUCGAGGCACAAGAAAGGGGACAAGGUUGGCUGGUAAAAGUAUUGAUGGAUAUAGACCUAGCCAGCUGUGUGUACCAACAAAUGUGAUUUUCGACAGAAGAUCGAAGAGUUUUAUUAUCAGUGACUAUCACAAUCGACGAGUUUUGCGAUUGCCCCCUGGAAAAUCCAAAUGUGUACAGACGAUCAUUGACAACGUUGAGUGUUAUGGAUUAGCUAUUGACGAUGAAGGAGCUCUCUAUGUUUCUGAUACAAGACUACAUGAAGUUAGACGGUAUCGAGCAGGAAGUCACUAUGGAACAGUCGUAGCAGGUGGUAAUGGGCAAGGUUCCCAUCUAGAUCAACUGAAUCAUCCGACAUACAUUUUCGUCGGACAAGAUCAAACUGUGUAUGUAUCGGACUCGUGGAAUGAUCGUGUGAUGCAAUGGAAAAAAAAUGCGGAAAAAGGCCAUAUCAUGGCUGGUGGUAAGGGCAAAGGAAAUGAUCGAACACAAUUGAAUUAUCCUACAGGACUGUUCGUCGAUAGAUUCGAGGCAGUCUAUGUAGCUGAUUAUUGGAACCAUCGAGUGAUGCGUUGGUACAAAGAUGCGCCACAAGGAAGUGUUAUUGCUGGUGGAUAUGGUUCGGGAGACUAUGCAAACCAGUUGAAUUGUCCCGAAGGCUUAGCAUUCGAUCGAAAUGGCAAUCUUUAUGUAGCAGAUUCUAACAAUCAUCGCAUCCAACGAUUUAAUAUUCAGAACAUUAGAUAUUGUUAG
Messenger RNA from Rotaria sp. Silwood2, 762 nucleotides. The record is from the annotation of a GenBank genome assembly. Lineage: Eukaryota; Metazoa; Rotifera; Eurotatoria; Philodinida; Philodinidae.